AUGACUGAUUCAGAUAUGGAAAUACCGUCAAGGGUGAAUACAACUGAAAAUGACAGAAGACAAUCUACUUCUUCAUCAGUGUUUAGAACGCCCCUGCGGAGAAGCAGAAGUGGUGAAACAUCUUCUUUGAAAUCAACGCCUGCUGAUCCGCAAUUGACAGAAACAAAUGGCCAAAGCACCUCGCUACGAAAGUAUGAGGAAUGCUCCGAUAAGCGUAGUACGAAAGAACAUCUUUCAAAUAUUAUGAUACAGGACCAAUCUUCCUUUGAUUCUCAGGCACAAUCUCAAUCAAAUAGCUUCUUUAAAGAUAUGGUAAGCACUUUCAGUUCGAGUAAUAACUCUGUGACUGAGCCAGAAAUAUUAGCACACAGAAGGGAGAAUUCUGGUACCAUCACGGUGUCGAAAUUAAGACCGAAAAGUGAACUUCCAGUAGGGAAGCCUUCUUUACCACUUUCAGAGCUGGAUUUGUACGACUCCAAGCUGUAUGUCAAUGAGUUCUACGCUGACACACAUUACAGAUUUGCAAGUGAUAAAAGGAAUAAUGAUUUCCAUCAACUGUUCCCUAAAGUUCCAGCAAGUGAACGUCUUUUAGACGACUUCAGUUCUGCAUUGAAUAGAGAGUUUUUGAUUCAGGGGCGUGUUUACAUUACCCCCAUGCGUGUAUGCUUUAAUUCAAAUCUUUUGGGCUGGGUUACGUCAUUAGAAAUUGAUAUUAAGGAUAUUGUAAGCUUAGAGAAAACAUCAACCGCAGGGUUAUUUCCCAAUGGAAUAUGUAUCCACUUGCCCACCGAAAAGCAUUAUUUCGCAAGCUUCAUCUCCAGAGAUACGACUUUUAAGUUCUUGGAAAUAAUAUGGCAUACUAGAAAGGAGUUAGAUUAUCUUACUUUGAGACCUGACCAACUCUCCCUGAACCGAAGUCACUCACUCAAUGACUUCUUAACUGGUACCAACAGCACAUGCCCUCCCAGCCGAUCAUCAUUUGCAGAAGCGGACAGUGCUAUCGAAAGUGCAAUAAUGUCAGUUGACGAUUCAUACCCUACAAACAAAUCGUUAUCUAACCUGCAUGAGGAAGACGGCGACUCUGCUGGAGAAGAUGAGUCAGGAGACGAGGAUGAUUACGAAGAGGAAGAUGACGACGCUGAGGGAGAGAAACUCACCAGUGGAGACGAUUAUUAUUACGAUGAAGAGGCGAUUGCCAGUGAUUAUGAGGAAAAAUCUGUUCGUCGCGUUUACAAAUUGAAGAAGAAAUCCAAAUUUCAUUAUGAUGGGCCUUAUUACUUCAAGGCUACCGAAUUCAUGUACAAUCCGGAGGAAAACAAAGAGACUGUUCUUGCAGAAUUAGAAUUAAAUGCUCCUCCAGGUCUAGUUUACCAACUUAUGUUCAGCGAGGAAUGCCCAGAUCUCAUCUUGGAAUUCUUGAAAGCGCAAAAUUCAAGUCAAUGUUCCGAUAUACCUCCUUUUGACCAAGUUAACCCCGAAGGACAGCACUAUCGUAAAUAUACCUAUGCUAAAGCCUUGAACUUUCCUGUUGGGCCAAAAUCAACAAAAUGUUUGGUAUCAGAACAUAUAUUAUACUGUGCAUAUGACAACUAUAUCAACAUAGUAAACACUACUAAGACACCAGAUGUACCAAGCGGUAAUAGCUUUAGCGUCAAAACGAGAUACAUGUAUCGCUGGAAGGACAAUACUAGUUGUGUAUUAAAAAUUUCCUACUGGGUGGAUUGGACUGGGAGUAGUUGGAUCAAAUCUAUGAUUGAUAAUAGUGUAAACUCUGGUCAGGUAGAAGCAACUGAAAAACUUCUCACAAUAGUCGAAGAAUUUGUGAAGAAUAACGUGGAGGAGUCAGAAAUGAAAGUCAACAUCCAACCAAGAAAAAGCCUGCCUCAAAGUAGACGUGUUAGCAAAAUAUCAAAAAAAUCAUCUAAGCUUGCUGUCCAACAACCUUCAACUCCUAGCAAUUUAGAGAACAAGGUACACGCAGCAUUAACAAAAGAGAAUAUAAUACUUUCUCUUUUGUUUAUAAUUACAUUGAUUAUGAUGUUCAACACACUAUGUCAAGUGAGGAUACUAAGAAAGCUCAACAAGUUGAUGAACACGAAUAGUGCUUCCGUGAUUGAGGAGAUUAAAGAUAUACUCAAUGUUUACAACGAACUUCCAAUGUCCAACGAGGAAUGA
Molecule: messenger RNA, 2175 nt
Organism: Kluyveromyces lactis
Lineage: Eukaryota; Fungi; Ascomycota; Saccharomycetes; Saccharomycetales; Saccharomycetaceae
Gene: LAM6
Product: Lam6p
Exons: 1
Coding region: 1-2175 (724 amino acids)
Biological process (GO): intracellular sterol transport
Cellular component (GO): plasma membrane; endoplasmic reticulum-plasma membrane contact site; cortical endoplasmic reticulum
Molecular function (GO): sterol transfer activity; sterol binding
Source: RefSeq, a predicted model, not a curated record